UACAAAUUCUGACUUUCAGCUCUUCCAAAAGACUUCAUAAACUGUAUUGCUCGACAGGAAGAGUUAAGACUGUUAGAGAGAUGCUAUCUCUUCACUGUCUUCAUGUCCUCCAUCCAUUAGUUUCGGUUCAAAACUCUAAUAACCCCUCAACCCCAUUCCUCAAACCCACCAUAAGUCCUUUUUUCCCGAUCUUCAACAUCCCCCCGAUUUUAUCCGCUCCUUAUCCCACCACACAAGCCCAAUGCACCUGUCUUUCCAUAACUCCAAAUUUCCUAGGAUUUAAGCUCCAAAACCACGUGACCCACUUCCAAACUCUCUACUGUUGUGCUUCUAAGGACGCUGUAGAAGAUACCAACGCUGUUUUGGAGUCUGCUAGUGGAGAUGGCGGAGGGGGAGAAGGAGGUGGUGGCGGUAGUGAAGAUGGGGAUGAUGGGCAGGUGGAGAAGAAGAAGAAGAAGAGUGGGGGUUCUGGGCCUUUGCCAGAUUGGUUGAAUUUCACUUCUGACGAUGCGCAGACGCUGUUUGCGGUGCUGGCUAUAUCGCUGGCUUUCCGAUCCUUCGUAGCUGAGCCGAGGUACAUUCCUUCGUUGUCUAUGUAUCCUACAUUUGAUGUCGGAGAUCGAAUCGUCGCAGAAAAGGUCUCAUACUAUUUCAGAAAGCCAUGUGCAAAUGAUAUAGUGAUAUUCAAAAGUCCACCAGUCCUUCAAAAAGUGGGAUAUACUGAUUAUGACGUCUUUAUUAAACGAGUUGUUGCUAAGGAAGGUGACAUAGUGGAGGUUCAUAAAGGGAAGCUUAUAGUUAAUGGAGAUGAGAGAAAUGAAGAUUUUAUUCUUGAACCACCUUCUUAUGACAUGACACCAAUUAGUGUACCAGAAAACUAUGUCUUUGUGAUGGGUGACAACCGUAAUAAUAGCUACGAUUCACACGCUUGGGGUCCCCUGCCAGCCAAGAAUAUAAUAGGAAGAUCAGUACUUCGGUAUUGGCCCCCAAACAGGAUUGGGAGCACAGUUCUUGGGGCUGGCUGUGCUGUAGACAGGCAGGAGAGCAGUCCAGUGACAAAGUGAAAUAGCCGCCUGAGGAUGGCACCCAUGUGUUCCCUCCUUGGAAAUCACCUUUCGUUGUGCAGAUUUCCUCAUGUCUGUUGUUUAUAAGGAAACAUAACGUUUUUAUAAGAUGGGCUUUAUUUUUUUCCAGAUGCCCUCAUUCUCGAUCUUAGAUUAUGUAAAUUUGAAUUGAAUCGAUAUGCAUCCCUAGUCUCAUUAAAAUUAAUUGCUAAA
Juglans microcarpa x Juglans regia is the source of this 1277-nucleotide messenger RNA. RefSeq names its product chloroplast processing peptidase-like. The record is from RefSeq and is a predicted model, not a curated record. Gene Ontology annotation, molecular function: serine-type endopeptidase activity. NCBI's taxonomy places the organism in Eukaryota, Viridiplantae, Streptophyta, Magnoliopsida, Fagales, Juglandaceae. Gene Ontology annotation, biological process: thylakoid membrane organization. Gene Ontology annotation, cellular component: chloroplast thylakoid membrane. The coding region runs from base 81 to 1064 and encodes 327 amino acids. The transcript has 5 exons.